AGGGGGAUUUGUUGUGCAGACCUGGCAACCCUGCGACGCUGGCCAUUCCGGCAUGUUUUUAUUUACUACUACAAAGUCGCCGAAAUAAUGUACGCCUUUUGACAAAGUACGAGCUUCGCCAAGAGUCCAUUAUGCUGUACUUAAAAACCUCCCAACUAAAUCUGUGCAGACGCUGUUUCACAGAGAAAUUGUUAUGGAGAAGAGAACUGUCUACUACACAAAAUCUAUCAAGGACAAACCUUGCCCAUCAAAACAUUUUGUCACAUUUCCCUCAUGCAAAGAAGAAUGCUGUAUUUCUUUCACAAUUUGUUUAUUGUCCAGCUGCAUUCAUAAGAUGUGGUGGAACAAGAGGGCUGUUUGGAGGCCGUGGCAGUGUUCACCAGCAGACCCUGAAGGACAUUGCAGAAAAUAUCAGAGAACGCAAGUUCAAAAGAAUCGUGGUGAUGGCAGGGGCCGGCAUCAGCACACCCAGUGGAAUCCCAGACUUCAGAUCGCCUGGCAGCGGUCUUUAUGACAACCUUCAACAGUACAAUCUGCCCUACGCUGAGGCCAUAUUUGAAAUAAAUUACUUCCAUCACAAUCCAAACCCCUUUUUCGAUCUAGCCAAAGAACUUUAUCCUGGUAAUUACCAACCCAAUCUGACACACUACUUCAUUCGCCUGCUUCACGAUAAGGGGCAGCUUCUCAGGAUGUACACGCAAAAUAUUGAUGGACUAGAACGAAUGGCUGGCAUUCCCCCAAAAAUGCUGGUGGAGGCGCAUGGAACAUUUGCCACGGCCACAUGCACAGUUUGCCGAAGGGAUUACAAGGGAGAGGAACUCCGGAAUGAUAUCAUGGAAGGAAAAAUACCCAAAUGCCCUACUUGUAAAGGAAUCAUCAAGCCUGACAUUGUGUUCUUUGGUGAGGAGCUUCCUCAGCAGUUCUUCAGCUACCUCGCAGACUUCCCAAUAGCAGACUUACUCAUUGUCAUGGGAACAUCUCUAGAGGUGGAGCCGUUCGCCAGCCUGGCCGGUGCUGUGCAUGGUUCUGUGUCACGGCUCCUGAUAAAUCGAGAUCUCGUGGGGCCGUUCGCCUGGGGGUCCCAACGUCACAAUGACGUGGCUGAGCUGGGUGACGUAGUUAGUGGGGUAAAAAAGCUGGUGGAGCUUCUUGGCUGGAAGCAGGAAUUAGAAGCCCUGAUGAAUGCUGGCGGAGACGAGGCUUCAAUUAACAAGGAGUGAACAACCAAAUUUCAUCUUGACAUGAGAUCUGGAGACCCAGAAUGGGAUUGAUUGUUGGUUACCCCCCGUCGGGCCAAUCAUUGAGCUCUUUCUCAGUAGUGAGCAUGCACAAGUGGGAGUGAGUUUCCUUUGUUAAUGAGGUGUACUAAUUAAACUGUAAAUGCAUGAAUGUUUCAUGAAUCUGCAUGAUAUGUGUAUCUGACAUUCAGCAUCUGGCUCAUCAUUGUGUAUCAGACAUUGCCACCUUGAGGAAUAAAGGUGAAUAGCACUUUGA
Molecule: messenger RNA, 1494 nt
Organism: Ctenopharyngodon idella (grass carp)
Lineage: Eukaryota; Metazoa; Chordata; Actinopteri; Cypriniformes; Xenocyprididae
Gene: sirt3
Product: sirtuin 3
Exons: 8
Coding region: 132-1220 (362 amino acids)
Molecular function (GO): NAD+ binding; histone deacetylase activity, NAD-dependent
Source: RefSeq, a predicted model, not a curated record